AUGAUGCAAAUUGUGUCACAUAUUCUAGCUGCUGAUCCAGACAAAACUGAAAUAAAUGCUGAAAAUUGGUAUGAAACAGAGAUGUUCAAUAUAAAACCAGAUAUAAUGACAAUGAUAAGAAAUCCUCAACAUCCAAUAUUUUGUUAUAAAUGGAAUGCACAAAUUUGGAUUGAACAGAUGAAAAAAUUCGUUGUGAAAGAUAGACAAUCAAAAAAAUAUGAUCUUAAUCGACAUUUAUUACGAGUAACAGUUAUGUUAAAUACAAUAGGUGUUGUUCGAAAGAAAAAAUAUGUAGUUGAUGAUGAAGAAAUAAUUUUAAAAUCUGAACCUAUGAAAACAAUUGGAUACAAUCAUCAAUCAAAAUUAUUAUACGAAAAAACAAUUGCGCAAACAGAUAUGAAGACACCCUAUCCAUCAAUAAAUGUUAUUGUAAUUAAUGAAGAUUGUCUUGUUCUUUAUGAAAAAUUAGUCUCCGAAGGAUAUCGACCAUUAUUAUUAAAUAUGGCAAAUGCAACUAAUCCUGGCGGUGGAUAUCGUAAAGAUGAUGGAGCACAAUAA
This is a messenger RNA of Rotaria sp. Silwood1, 558 nucleotides long. NCBI's taxonomy places the organism in Eukaryota, Metazoa, Rotifera, Eurotatoria, Philodinida, Philodinidae. The record is from the annotation of a GenBank genome assembly.